Molecule: messenger RNA, 807 nt
Organism: Colletes gigas
Lineage: Eukaryota; Metazoa; Arthropoda; Insecta; Hymenoptera; Colletidae
Gene: SsRbeta
Product: translocon-associated protein subunit beta
Exons: 4
Coding region: 116-691 (191 amino acids)
Cellular component (GO): membrane; endoplasmic reticulum
Source: RefSeq, a predicted model, not a curated record
AAACGUGGCAGCAAAGUAUGUGUUGUUGGCACUUCUCUCAAAUGUAUCCUUUAGCUCUUCCUAUGGAGUGACUGUCUCGUUGUCGCGUGUAGCACAGUUCUGUCACUAGAAAAGCAUGAAGUGGUACAUAAUAUGUGCAGCUUUUGCUGCUUUAGUUCUUACGAUACAUGCGGAAGAAGAGGAAGAAGCUGCAAGAUUAUUAGUAUCUAAACAACUUCUGAACAAGUAUCUUGUAGAAAAUAUGGACAUUGUGAUCAAAUAUACGGUUCACAAUGUAGGGAACGCAGCUGCGUUAGAAGUCGAAAUCACAGACAACUCUUUCCAUCCGGAUCAUUUUACUCAUGUGAGCGGAGAAAUAAAUGCAAGGAUAGAUCGUGUUCCACCUUACACGAACGUUACUCAUACGGUUGUCGUAAAGCCAAGGAUAUUUGGGUAUUUCAAUUUCUCGUCUGCGGAAGUUUUAUACAGACGUAAAGAAGAUGCUCCUAGAUUACAAUUUGCCGUCAGUAGCGAACCUGGCGAAGCAAUCAUUGUAUCGUUCAGAGAUUACGAUAAGCAAUUUUCUUCUCAUGUGAUCGAUUGGGCUGCAUUCGCUGUGAUGACAUUACCUUCGUUAGCUAUUCCUUUUGCACUAUGGUACUCUAGUAAAAACAAAUACGAAAAAUUACUUAAAACUUCGAAGAAACAUUAAGUGUACAAAUUCGUCCUAAGUCAUUUGAAAGAGGCAGUUUUCUCUAUACGACUGUAAGAAACCUGACUGUUCCAUUAUGUACAUCUAAUUUUAUAAUAAACAUUAUUUAUAAAGAA